AUCGCGACGACAACUCCAACAACCACCAUAAUUUGACGACCAUUUGGAUUCUUCUGCGACUUGCAACACAAAAUCAAAUUUAAUCAGCAUUUGGCUCAUGAUUGCAGAUCAUCUUCAAGAUGGCUGAUCAACCACCAGCAAUGCAACAUGAGGACUCUAUCAGCUCGCAGGAUCCUCAUUUACACGGGGACAAAGGCAAAACAAAGAGUAGAAGGCCAGCAAGUCAGGAACCCACGAUCUGAUGCUAGAAAGUUGGCAUACUGACUAUUAUUUGCGAUCAAUAGAUACAGCAUUUAGACAACAAAGAUUGAAGGCAUGGCAGUGAGUAUACGCUUGGGAAUGAUUGCGCGAAGAUGAAGCUGACACGAUGCUAGACCUAUUCUCACACCUAAAACCGUACUUCCAUUAUUCUUCGCCAUUGGAAUAAUAUUCGCGCCGAUUGGUGGUGGGCUAUUAUACGCUAGUAGUGUGGUCAGUAAAUAAAGCACGAUUUCUAAAAUAGUAGUUUUGAUCAAGGUCAUAACUGAUGUUUCGGAAUAGGUCCAAGAAGUUGUACUCGAUUAUUCGACAUGUCAUACAGAUGCGCCAAUUUGCCAAAGCUCUGUCGAUACCGGAAGCCUCAUGCCUUCUGAUAAUGUCGAUAUGUUUUUCAAAAAACCACAUGAAUAUGAAGGAACUGCUCCAGAAUGGUGUAGGCAAAAAAUCAAUCAAACAUACUACAACGGUAGUGUCGCGCACGCCACUGUCCCGGCUGUACAAUGUCGGCUCACAUUUCCAAUUAAAUCCCCGAUGGAACCUCCUGUUCUGUUCUACUACAAGCUCACCAACUUUUAUCAAAACCAUCGACGAUAUGCCAAGUCCUUCGACUCCGAUCAGCUUUCCGGUAAAGCCGUUUCAGCGAGUACUAUCCACUCUAGCGAUUGUACGCCACUCACGACCGUAAAUGACAAUGGUGUCGAAAAGCCAUAUUAUCCAUGUGGUCUAGCUCCAAAUUCCGUGUUUAACGAUACAUUCUCAUUUCCAAUCCUACAAAAUGUCGCGGGUGGAAGUUCCGCAAAUGGUACGAUAUAUCACAUGAAGAAUAAUUCGGAUGUGUCAUGGAGUAGUGAUAGAGCACUGUAUGGUCCAACAAAAUACAACUGGUCGGAAGUCAUUGUUCCUCCAAACUGGGUAGAACGAUAUCCAAAAAAUUAUAGUGAUGAAUAUCACCCCGAUCUUGAGAACGAUGAAGCAUUCCAAGUAUGGAUGAGAUUGGCUGGGUUGCCAACAUUCAGUAAAUUGGUACAAAGGAAUGAUGAUGAUACCAUGAAAACUGGACAAUAUCAAGUUGAAAUUAUACAUCGUAAGUUUGAGACCUCUGGGCAUUUUUCAAUUUUUGGAUUUUCCUUAACAAUUUACAGUUUUCAACGUUACCGAAUACGGCGGAACCAAAUCUAUCAUUAUUUCAACUCGUACUGUCAUGGGUGGCAAGAAUCCUUUCCUAGGUAUCGCGUACAUUGUUGUAGGAGGUCUCUGUAUCCUACUCGGCGCACUCUUUACCGUCACGCAUCUUAUCAGGCCAAGAAAACUCGGUGAUCACACAUAUUUGAGUUGGAAUAAUGAUAACCCAUCGACGGCGACUACGAGUGGGCGUGAAAUGGGAGGAAAUAUGGGUUAGAUCUUUACUCAGUUUAGACUAAGAAGGGGACGUGUAAAAUAGCGAUGGAUGAUGAGAUAUGAGGCAGGGGUUGCUGUAUUCGAACAUUUUCUUCUUUAUCAUUGGGCAUUAUGGCGUCUACGUAUUAUGAAAUUUUUUCUGUGCUACUUUUGAGAGCAUUCUGCGAUUCGAGGAAAAGUGGAUGGAAGGAAGGCCUUUUGAACUGGAAUAAGAAUAAGGGAUCAAUGGAUGCUAUGGAUAUUUUAUGUUUUUUUUUCCCUCUUUCUUUUUUCUUUCUUUGGAUUAGAAAGUAAUUUAUUGCCUUGAAAUUGAUUGUUGUGUGUUAAAUUUAUGUUGAUUAAAAGGCGUAUUGU
Messenger RNA from Sclerotinia trifoliorum, 2010 nucleotides. The record is from the annotation of a GenBank genome assembly. Lineage: Eukaryota; Fungi; Ascomycota; Leotiomycetes; Helotiales; Sclerotiniaceae.